Messenger RNA from Mizuhopecten yessoensis (Yesso scallop), 5501 nucleotides. Its product is annotated as N-acetylated-alpha-linked acidic dipeptidase-like protein. The coding region runs from base 72 to 2303 and encodes 743 amino acids. Gene Ontology annotation, molecular function: carboxypeptidase activity. NCBI's taxonomy places the organism in Eukaryota, Metazoa, Mollusca, Bivalvia, Pectinida, Pectinidae. The record is from RefSeq and is a predicted model, not a curated record. The transcript has 12 exons.
UGAAGACAGCGACAGGUGAGGGAACUUUAGUGAGGUGUUUUCACUUCGCCGGCUUCACUCAAAUCCUGAAAAUGGCGACGCCGAAGUCGCCAGCUAAAUUUCGCUCGUGGAGUUCGAUGGACUCUAUCGAUCCAGCUGACAUUCGACGACUAUAUGACCCGGAAUCAUCGUCGAAAUCUUCGUCGGUUCGAUGUGUGAGCACAUGGAUGUUUUCAUUGCUUAUUUUGGGAUCUACCGUUCUGUUUCUAAUCGGUUUAUUGGUAGGAUACUAUGUUAGGGAAAGUCAAAACUUAGACAGUGAUAGAACUAUAGGACACUGUUAUUAUGGAGAGAGAAGCGAUGGCUUUUCAAAACAACAGUUGGAAUCGGCGCACGAAAACAUCAUGUAUUCUCUUUCGUCAGAGAACAUCAAUGCUGUUAAAAGUGAGUUUUCAUUCAGACGAAAACUAACCUCCAACUCCGGAUGGGACGAAAAUACUGUCAGCUUUGUUAAAUCGGAAUUCACCAAAUAUGGUUUGGACAAAAUUAGUGUUGAGGAGUAUGAUGUUGUCGUCACCUAUCCUAAUCCUGUUCAACCCAAUAGGUUAGAGGUCAUCACCUCAGCAGGCCAGGUCAAAUUAAAUUUGACCUUUGGUUCAGGUCAGAGGUCAAGUGUCGACAAAAAAAAGCGGGGUGCUGAUGAUGUGGAAGAGAUGAGAAAACACCUUGUUGAGCCUUAUGUAGCAUUUGCUCCCUCUGGAACUGUACAGGGUGCCUUGGUGUAUGGUCACUAUGGACGGAUGGUUGACCUUGUACAGGUCAACAAGAGUGGUGUCACACUCAAGAAUAAGAUACUCAUCCUCAGGCUCGGCAAACUGGCAGUCACAGAAAAGCUGGCGCUGGCUGCCCAGUGGGGUGCUGUCGGUGUUCUACUUUACAUCGACCCUGCUGACCUGGGUGGGACUGUGGAUAGAGUAACCUCCCCUGAUUUACAGAAGUUUGUACCAUACGUGUCUGCAGGUGGAAAGGUUUACACAGCCAAUCCCUAUGGAGUUUCUAUCGUGCCAGCUCAGACUGUUUCCAUAGAAACAGCAACUUUCCUUAUGAGCUCUCUGAUUGAACCGUCUGCUCCUGCAUCCUGGAAUGGUGGAUUGAAUGCUACUUAUCGUCUCCAAGGCCAGCACACAGUGAGGCUCAUUGUCAACAACAUCAAGAAGGUGGAGACUGUGAGGAAUGUUGUGGGUGUUAUUGAAGGAGAUAUAGAAGGAGAUCGGAACAUCAUGGUGGGAGCUGCACGGACUGGUGGGUCUCAGACAGAAUCCAUGGUCUCCAUGGGAACCAUCAACAUGCUGGAGCUGGCUCGCAGCAUUGCAUCUAUACGACGUCUGGAAAAAUGGCUCCCUCGACGCGGAAUCAAGUUUUACUCAUGGGGCGGAGCACAGUUCUCUCACUCUGGUAUUGAAGAGUACCUGAAGGAGAAUCGCCUCAUUGUACAGACCAAGGCUGUAGCCUACCUUGACCUUGACCUCUACAUGCGAAGGAGCGAUAGUCUGCGGGCACCCAAGAUGGACGUGACCACAAGUCAUCUGCUGUCAACUCUGGUCGAAAAAGUCUCAACAGUUGUGCCCGAUGCUGCCUUUUCCGAGUUAACGAUCAAAGAUAGCCUCUCUCUGACUGUAAAUGAGUACAGGAAGUCGAUCAGUGCCACAGACUACCUCCAUGGAAACCAAGGUUCUCUGUUCUUAUUCCAGGAACUAGGGAUCCCGGUUUUUAAAUCUGGAUUUGAUCUCCCUGGUGCUAUGAUAAAGAAUGGCUCACUUCAUGACUCCGAGCAUCACUACCGGUAUCACUUGGCUGCUGCCAGAGUUAUGGCCCUUGUGAUACUAAAUCUGGUUGAUGAAAAUAUCCUACCGCUAGAUGUCGCUGGCUUUGCAUCAUCCAUUGACGAGGCCAUGAUACAGACAGCAGACUUAAAAGACAUGAGUGAACUUAUAGAUAAUUUGGUGAUCACAUCAGAUGUGUUUCUGACCACUGGGAAGGCCUUUGAGGUGUAUAUAGAAUCUCUUGGACCCAACAAAGUUCCUCUAGAGGCGCGCAGAGUCAAUGAUGCUCUCAUGAUGCUGGAUAAAGUCUUCCUCUCUCCUCUCAUUAACAGGAACAGUGCCAGUCUACUGUACGAGACAGACAAUCAAGGCCAACUGACGGUCAUCAAGGAGAUGGCUGCCCUGUCCGAGUCUACGGACGACUGGACAAACUUUGAUUGUUUACUAGACUCAUUCUCUAAUGCAUUAAAACAAAGUAUAAGUAUCCUACAGCUGAGUUAGUGAUCGUGGUGACCAGUGGUCAGUCUACAUUAGUGACAGUGGCUGGACUGUUGGUCAGUAAAAGAACAUUCUGAUACUGCUGAGCUAGUGAUUGUGGUGACCAGUGGUCAUCUUACAUUAGUGAUAGUGACUGGACUGUUGGUCAGUAAAUGUAAAUUCUUAUACAGCUGAGCUAGUGAUCGUGGUGACCAGUGGUCAGCUUAUGUUAGUGUUACUGGCUAGACUGUUGGUCAGUUUAAAGUAUAUUCCUAUACAGCUGAGCUAGUGACCGUGGUGAUGAGACAUUGGUUCAUCACAUACUUCUUACAUGCAGCUUUAAACAACGUUUGACCAGUGGUCAAGAAACAUGGUGUUCCUUAGGUCACUUACAUCCUACUGCUUUAUUGUCAUUCUCAUCAUCGGUCAAGAAAAAGUAUUUAUUGAUGGUACUUCCAACAGCUUUACACACAUUUUGACCACUGGUCAAGAAACAUGGACUUGAUGUUGUUCAUUGAUGAUAAAUCUUACAGCUUUAUUGACAGUUAUGACCAACGGUCAAGAAACAUUGACAUUGGUGUUCGUUGAUCAUGCUUCCAGCAGUUUUGGCACAUUUUGACCAUUGGUCAAGAAACAUUGACCAUACAGUGUUAAUUGAUGAUACAUCCAACAGCUUUAGUAACAUCCUGCAUCCGUAAAGAAACAUGAACUUGAGUUCAUAAAGAUUACAUCCAUGAAGCAUUAAAAUGAAUUCAGACCAUCGGUCAAGAAACUGCAGCAUCCAUUGAUGAAGUCAUUUUAGUCAGUCAAAUCACAGCUGACCUACAGUACUAUUUAAGGGCUGAAUGGAGUGGUCAGUUGGAAAUAUAAUUGAAUGGUGUAUUUAUGUUCUCCUCUGACUGUAAACUGAGAGAAAAAAAUCUCGAGCCAUUAUUCUGUGAAUAAUGUGAUGACAACCAUCAUAUGAAAUUUGGUCCAAAAUAUCACCUUAAACAUACUUCUAAGAACAGAGAUCUUAUGAAUUCUAAAUGAUCUCAAGAGACUGUCCCAUGCCAUUGUUACAAUGAUGCAUCCAGUAUGUGCUGUUGUUAUUGUGAUCAUAAAUCAUCAGUACAUGUGUCGUCCAAAAUGUUUACAACGCUUGCCAAAAUAUUCCUAAGUGUAUUCUACUUGUUAAUUUAAGCAUCAAACGGAGGUCACAAGCAGAUAUGGUGUCAUCAGUGUGAACUCAAGAAAUCCUCAUAUUUUUAAAAAUCUACAAAAUUUGAACCAAUAAGGUGUAAAUGUGUACAUGUGGAAUGUAGCUAUGGUGACUUUAUAAUGAAUUCAUGUGUUUUAAAAUUUCUACAAGACAGAAAAUAUGAACCAGUUAAUUAUAAAUGUGUAUCGAUAAAGCUAUUGGACUUUAUGAUUAAAGUCAUUGUAUUAUUCUUACUUAAGUGGGAAGUGCAAUUUUGUAAGUAAGAGUUUGUGUAAUAGGGCUGCGUUUUUUGCAUGUUCGUAUGACAGUUCUAGAUUUGAGGUGGAGCUUCCACAUCUAGAUUCCGUGGUUUAUUAUCGGUUUACAUGUUUCGACUAGCUACGUUAGCAGUCACCAGAACUGGAGAGCCGUCGAUUGACUGAUGACAGCUAGGCUAGCUAGUCAAAAUAUCCUUGGUAGUUUUUGUUUUUUGUACAUUUUACAUGUUUGGUGUAAACCGGUAAUAAACUACAAAAUCUCGAUGUGGAAGCUCCAUUUUAUAUGUUGCCUUCCAUGAUGGGGCUCUACUGAAUUUCAUUGGGUAUCCAUUUUGGAUUCCUAUCUACGACUAUAGACAACCCGGACAUCGGUUCUCUCUCACUCAGAUAGGAGUCCCAUUUCUUGUUCUAGAUCUGGUAAUGAAAUUCUUUUGUUUCCAUUUUUCCAUUACGCAUAUUCUUUUUUUUCUCUCUAAAAAAUUAUUUGAAACUUUAAUUUAAUUGAUUUUCUUGAAGUAUAUAUUGAAAUGCAUCUCAAAUAUUAUCAGAUCUGUAAGAAAAUGUUCUUUAAAAAACAUUUCUCAUUUUUAGAUCUGUUAGCGAUGGUAUAUUUGUUUAGAAAAAUUGCUUUAUUAGAAUUUCUUGUCCUCAAUUACAGAAUGUUUUUGAAAAUCAUCAUAAAAUCUGAAUUUGUAAUCAAAAUAUGAUUUCAUCGUUAUAAAUAAUCUCGCUAUUUUGUAAGUUAUAUUUUUCAUUUUUUUUUGCAUGAUAUUUAGGAAUAGGUGGUAAUUAUGUAUUUUUGUAAAGUAUUUGUUGUUCAAACUUGAUUAUUACCAAUAUCAAAUAUGUUUGUAUUCAAAAUCUAGUCAGAUUCACAAAUUGAUGAAUAUAGAUAUAUGUCGUGUAAAUACUACUUUGAUUUAGAAAUAUACCGAAAUUUGUAAAUAGCUUUAAAUACUUUGCUUUAUAUUUAAAUUCAAAUUAUCUGUUUAACAUGAAUUUCAGGUAAAUAGAUUUGUUGAGGUGAUUUGUGCUACGAUUUGUUAGUCUUAUUGCACACAAAUGUAAAUACAUUUGCUUUAUAACACGAAACUUGUAAUGAGAUUUUCAUUGUAAUUCUUCAGAGACUUGGUAAAAUGAGAAAUUCACUCUAGUUUCAUAGCUUUCAAAUGAAAUAGAAAAUUUGACUCAUUUAAGAUACUAUAUCUAGAUUUGUUAUUUUCCAAAUCAGAAUUUUUUGAAAGUGUAUUAAAUAAUGGUACUGCAUACUUUUGGUCUAUGUUAACCAUAUUGAAACCAAAACAAGGUAUUGUUUUGUAAAAAAACAUCCAAAUGUUCUUGCCUGUAAAAUGAAGCACGUUUGCAAGGAGACUGACUUUCAGUCAAUAUGUUUUUCUUGUUUGAGGACUUGAGCAAGUCUUAUAAGAUCCUGUAGACUUGCUCAAGUCAAUAUAUAGACAUGAAAAGUUUGUAAUUUACGAUAAAUCAACAAAUUUUGUCUUUAAUGUACUCAUUUUACAGUUUCCAGACAAUUACUCCCAAUCUAAACCCCCUGACCAAUAAAUGGAGUGAUAGCAUAGAAAUACUUGGGUCUUUGAAAAGAUUUGCAUAAUCAUAAUAUGCUUAGCAUACUUCUUGGAAUGCGAUUGACUUGCAAAGCAGAAAUGGUUCAUUGAAUUUUUGUUACCAUCAAAUUUUUCCUAUUUGCACCAUUUCUGAAAUGACAUACAUUCCCUAUUAUUAUUUUUUUUUUGGGGGGGGGGG